This is a messenger RNA of Magnolia sinica, 396 nucleotides long. RefSeq lists its product as uncharacterized. The coding region runs from base 1 to 396 and encodes 131 amino acids. The record is from RefSeq and is a predicted model, not a curated record. The transcript is spliced from 2 exons. Lineage: Eukaryota; Viridiplantae; Streptophyta; Magnoliopsida; Magnoliales; Magnoliaceae.
AUGACAUCUCUUAUUUGUCUCAUCCCAAAAUCUCCUACGCCAAAACGUUUCUCUGAUUACCACCCGGUUAGUCUCUGUAACUGCUUCUACAAGAUUUUUGUGAAGAUUUUGGCGGCCAAACUCAGCCAGGUUCUCCCAUCAUUGAUUUCCCCUGAACAAGGCACUUUUGUGGGGGGCCGAGUAAUAGCUGAAAACAUUGCUUUAUCGCAGGAGUUAUUCAAGGAGUUAAACUGGAAGUUCCAAGGUGGGAAUAUUGUGUUGAAGUUGGACAUGGACAAAGCUUAUGAUAGAGUGAAUUGGGACUUUCUCAAGCAGGUUUCUUCAAAUCGACGAGGGGGCUACGUCAGGGUGACCCAAUCUCCCCUAGCUUAUUCAUUCUCUCAGCUGAGGUGUUAA